AUGGCCGCGCCCGAACUUCGAAAGCGGCACGCCAGUCUGACGGAUGACAGCUCGGAUGAUUCGCUCGAUGAGCGCGAGAUGGACCAGAUGGUCGACGAGAUGCACAAGGAGGGCGAGGACAAUGAGAACCAGUCGCGCUGGAGCAAAGUGAAGGCUUGCUGCAAAGAGUGGGGCCAAACGUCGUCCUGCCACGGCGUGCCCCACAUGGCACAGGCGCAUACGGUAGCUGCAGCGUCGCAUAGAAUACCAUCCAUUUCAGCUGUUCGCUGCGAUUGUGUGGGGUGUCAUCCUGUUUUCGCGGCCUGCGGGUUCGUCUACCUGUUCUCGUCGACCCUCAUCCAAUAUUUGUCGUUCGGCAAGAUUGUCAUGCUCAAUCUUGGGAUGGAGUCGGCAAACUUUCCGUCGGUCACCUUCUGCAACAUCAACCCCUACAAAUUGUCGAAGAUCAAGGGCGUUCAGGAGCUGAACGCACUGCUGACCGUCUACGAGAACGCCGGCACCACG
Mesorhabditis spiculigera is the source of this 504-nucleotide messenger RNA. The record is from the annotation of a GenBank genome assembly. Lineage: Eukaryota; Metazoa; Nematoda; Chromadorea; Rhabditida; Rhabditidae.